This is a messenger RNA of Tyto alba (common barn owl), 11703 nucleotides long. RefSeq names its product leucine rich repeats and calponin homology domain containing 2 (gene LRCH2). Lineage: Eukaryota; Metazoa; Chordata; Aves; Strigiformes; Tytonidae. The coding region runs from base 36 to 2345 and encodes 769 amino acids. The record is from RefSeq and is a predicted model, not a curated record. The transcript has 22 exons. Gene Ontology annotation, molecular function: protein binding.
UUGUUAUUGUGGGGCUUGGUCUGCGCCGCGGGAAGAUGGCGGCUGGGCAGGGGGGAGGCGGCGGCGGCGGCGGCAACGGCGGCGGCAACGGCGGCGGGGUGGGGGGCUUGGGCAUCCCCGCUCACCUCACUCUCUCCUUCUCGGUCGGACCGCACUGGGGGGCGGCGACGCUGCCGCAGCCGCACACGGUGCGCAGCCUGGACCGGGCCCUGGAGGAGGCGGGCAGUUCGGGCAUCCUCUGCCUCAGCGGGAGGAAACUGCGCGACUUCCCCGGCAGCGGCUACGACCUCAGCGACACCACGCAAGCAGAUCUUUCAAAGAACAGAUUUACUGAAAUUCCUCCCGAUGUGUGGCUGUUUGCACCCUUGGAAACGUUAAAUUUGUAUCACAACUGCAUCAAAUCCAUUCCAGAAUCUAUUAAAAACCUUCAAAUGCUUACCUACCUUAAUAUUAGUCGAAAUCUUUUAUCGACGUUGCCAAAAUACCUGUUUGAUCUUCCACUUAAAGUUCUGGUUGUCAGUAAUAAUAAGCUGGUCUCCAUUCCAGAAGAAAUUGGAAAGUUGAGAGAUCUAAUGGAGUUGGAUAUUAGCUGCAAUGAACUUCAGGUUCUUCCUCAGCAGAUAGGAAAAUUGCAGUCACUUAGAGAGUUAAACAUAAGAAGAAAUAAUCUCCAUAUGCUGCCAGAUGAACUAGGAGACCUUCCUUUGGUAAAGCUGGAUUUUUCUUGUAAUAAAAUUACAGAAAUUCCAAUUUGCUACAGAAAUUUACGUCACUUACAAGUUAUAGUUUUGGAUAAUAAUCCAAUGCAGAUACCACCAGCACAGAUAUGUUUAAAGGGUAAAGUACAUAUAUUUAAAUUCCUCAGCAUUCAGGCGUGCCUCAGAAUAGAUAAAAAACCAGAUUCUUUGGAUCUUCCAUCAUUAGGUAAACGAAUCCCUUCCCAGCCACUCACAGACAGCAUGGAGGACUUCUAUCCCAAUAAAAAUCAUGGACCAGACUCUGGCAUUGGAAGUGAUAAUGGGGAUAAAAGGUUGUCCACAACAGAACCAUCCGAUGAUGAUACAAUCAGCCUUCACUCCCAGGUGUCGGAAUCAACAAGGGAACAGACAUUAAGGAAUGACAAUCAUGUAAUGGGAAGUAAACUUGAUCCACAAAAAGACCAGGAGGUGUAUGAUUACAUUGAUCCGAAUGCCGAAGAGGGAGCUGCUCCUGAGCAAGGAGAUGUACAGAUUGGACCAUUGCUGUCUUAUAUCAAGGAACGUGGAAAACCUCCUGAGAAAUCCCAAAAAAUAGAACAGAAUGAGGACUGGAGAGAUGAAAAAAGACUUCAGAAAGAACAGCUGCUGACUGAAGAUGAUGAUGAACUCAAAGAAGUGACUGACCUGAGAAAAAUAGCAGCUCAGUUACUGCAGCAAGAACAGAAACACAGACGAAGGCCAUUAAGCUAUAGAACUUCAUUCAGUGAAAAACUCUUCCAGAGGACAAGGGCGGCAGGACGUGCAUCAAGGCUUCUUAAUCAUUCAGUUUCAGUAAGCACAAGGAACAGGCCAAAGCAACCAAUGGAAUCUGAAAAAUGUGUCUCAACAGAUGAGGUGAAUUCCCCAGUGUCCCCAUACAGCUGGCAGCCACUGGAAAACCAGAAGGAUUCAGUGGAUGAGCAGCACUGGCCAGAAACACAGCCAGUGAUUUGGCAGAAUGAAGAAAGGAGGAGAAGUAAACAAAUUAGAAAGGAGUAUUUCAAGUAUAAGUCUUCCAGAAAGAGUUCAAGUGGAAAUGAAAAUGAUGAGCAAGACAGUGAUAAUACUAAUGUGUCCCCACAGUCUCCUGUGUCAUCUGAGGAUUAUGAAAGGACAGACACUAACACUCAUGGUCCAUUUGGUCUCAAACCAAGGUCAGCUUUCAGCCGUGCGUCGCGCCAGGACUAUGGUGCAGUGGAUCCUGGAUUUACAAUGAGGAGGAAAAUGGAGCAUUUAAGGGAAGAAAGAGAACAAAUAAGACAACUUCGCAAUAAUCUCGAAUCAAGGUUGAAAGUAAUUUUGCCAGACGACAUUGGAGCAGCAUUGAUGGAUGGAGUAGUUCUUUGCCAUUUAGCCAAUCACAUAAGGCCACGUUCUGUUGCCAGCAUUCACGUACCAUCGCCAGCAGUGCCUAAACUCAGUAUGGCAAAGUGCCGAAGAAAUGUUGAAAACUUUCUUGAUGCUUGUAAAAAAUUGGGCGUUCCACAGGAGAGACUUUGCUUGCCUCAUCACAUUCUGGAGGAAAGGGGUCUGGUGAAGGUUGGCCUCACAGUUCAAGCUCUGCUUGAAUUGCCUGUGUUGAAAGUAUCUCAGCUUUCCUCCAUGUGACACGAUUUCUUGGAAGCUAGACAACUUACCAUGCGAUCUGUUGAUUUGGACUGCUCUGAGGCAGUUCAGCUUCCUACACGGGAACAUCCAAGCCAUCAAAAACUUAAUAUCUGUCCAGAUGCUGUAGAGAGCCUUACUUUGGAGUUGUACGUGAAAACCUUGGAGUCAGCUGCCAGUUAAAAGAACACAAUUACUCAUUUUUUCAUUUGUAAUUAGAUGCACAAAGAGAUUGUGGUAGCAUCAGGUUCUCUUUCCAGUUAAUUUAAGUUAAAAGCUGCCAUUUAACAUCUCAGUGUUACAGUUAAAUGCUGGAUUUCUUUUCCUACAUUGAAAAUGUUGUUUGAAUUAUUUUAGAAGUACAAAGCACACACCCUCCCUGACUUUAAUCUUUCAAGUCAAUUGUUUGAUUUAAAGGUAAGACAAAAAUGUAGCGAUGGUAUGAUGGUAAAAAUGCGAGUGACUGAUCGCUUAUAAUCCACGCUCACUCUCUCAGAAAUCUUAAUAUUUGUGUUCUUUAUUUUUUGCACUCCUGAUUGUAACUUACACACAACAUUGCCAGUAUUUAGUCUGACUGUAUGGUGAUUACACAAAACAGUAUACAAUGGGAAAAGGACACAUUUUAUUGAGUUUUUCCAGUCUUCUAGAUUGGUGCCAAAUAUUUUUUUCAGUUGUACUGUAGAUUGUUUACAUGUGAAGUGCCUGUGUAAUUGAUAACUAUUAAUAGUCUUAAACAUUUUUGAAAUUUCUUUGUUUAAAAUAGAUAAAAUGAAAAUUUUUAAAUAUUUUAAUAGUUUUUUGUAAAAUCAGUACGUGAAGAUUUAAGUAAUACUUCACAUUUUUUGAUGUUGGGUGUUUUAAGUUUGUUGCACAAUUUAAUUGGUUAUUUUGUUGUCUAAUAAUUAGAAAAUACUGUAAAUACUUCUUAUUUAUGAUAUUUAAUUUGAUAAUACCUAAUCACUUUUGGUUUAAUGUAUUGUUGGACAAGAAAAAGUUGUCUACUUUUCUUUGUUUAGGACAAACAAAUAUACAUGGUAAGACAUGAGGACUAGUGAUGCAUACAGAGUAAUUUAGGACAUUUUGAUAAAACUGCCAAAAUCUCAGGUUUACGCUAUGACUGUCAGGAUUUUGUGUAAUAUUGCUUCUGAUCUCAUGUUACAUUUUUACAACAGGUAUGUCCAUAAUUUAGUUGGGAAAUACCAGUGUUUAUCUUUUUAGUGUUUACAGGAUUUAUUGUGUAAUUUACACAAGUGUGGCGUAGCACACAAAUCAGUUUGUACAAAUGUCACUGUGCUGAGACAUUAGACUUUUUUGGAUAAAUGUGAAAAAGAAGAGUUUCCACUCUGGUGUUUUUCUGAAACUUCUGAGUUUAUGUAUUUGUUUGCUUCUGCACAAAUUCUUGGUGUUUUGAGAACAGUAUGAAACCAUACACAGUUGAGUUCUCCAAACGAAUUGCAAAUAAUUUCAUAAUUUUAGUAAUAAAUCUGUUUGCGUUAGUUUGUGCUUCAUUAAUAGGUGGUUAAAAAAAAAAAAAAGUUCUGACUGUCAGAGAUCUUCUAUUUCAGGCUAAGUUAAUUUCAAUUGAGGGACAUCUUUGCCAAGUGUGUAGCAAGAUUUGAUUCUGUUCUUUCCAAUUGAUCGAUACCCCAUGUAAUAUAAUUCAUAAAAGAAUGAGGGAGGGGUAUCAUUUACUCCUUGCUUUAUUUACAGUCGUCCUUAAAAUCAAUAGCUGAGAGGAAAAAUAACCAAGAUUUAAAAAAAAACAAAACAAAAUAAAAAAACAACAUUAUUUUUAAAUCCAUUGAAACAAGCUGAUUCCUGUGUAAUAGUUAAAGCCACUCUUGUUUAUAUAGUGUUUUCUUAAAGAAAAUAUAGUUCAUGGAGAGGCUGGUGUAAAACUUAAUUUGUAAAGUCCUAGAUAGAAAUCUUAGGUUACAUAAAUACUUGUUUAAGGAAACUGGAUUGCUUUAACCUUUGAAAUGUGGUAUUUCAAAUCUCUUAAUUGGUUUUGAAUUCAGUCACAUAGUACUCAUCUUAAAAACUUCAAUCUCUGUUUUUCAUUAAAGGCAGUAUCUCAAAAGUCAUGCUAGGACUAAGAUGAAAAAGUAAUAUAAUUCAUUAGCAUUUGAAGAACACAACCAUUCAAAAAGAAUAAGUCUUUCAAUUCCUUGCUGUGGUAUUGACAAUGACAAAGUUCUAUUUCACUGUGUUGGCCAUAGAAUUGCUAACUCUAAAUUGUCAUUUUCAGUUAUCUGGCUUAAACUCAUCUACACUACUAUUUCAUUGUCAUAUUUAAAUAUGCUUUUUAUCUUAAAGUAACUUUUUUCCUACUAGAACUAAAUUUAUAAAGUUGUAUCACAGCACAAGCAUUAAGAAUUCCCUUGACGUAGCUUGCCAGAUGCUUACCAGUUUCUUUUUUUUAAGCUUAGCUUAUUUCCUAAGUAACUUGAAAACUGGAUAUGAAAUUAAUGCACUCAUUUUAAACUAUAUUUCAAGUUGAAAAAUACUAAAAUAGCAUUUUAUUUUAUUUUAUUUUAUUUAGUACUCUGGAGUUCUUCCCCACAAACUUGGUAGAAACAGUCUUGUUUUGCCACUCAUUGGAAUUUAUUACAGCCUUCUCCAUGCUUAUGGGGAAGGGUAACCAUGAUUCUUCCAGGGCUUCCUUUUUAGCAGUACAAAGAUUAAGGCCUUCAAGUAUCGUUAGGAGCAAUCUGAGAAGAGGUCCAUUGUGCCUGGGGGAAUCUCUCCUCAUUUUUCUUUAGCUGCUUUUAUAAAUAAUAGUCUAAAGACUUGCUAAAAUUGGCUGUUCCCAUUGUGACUUUUUUUUUUUUUAGGAGCAACUGCAGAAAGGAUGCUAAAAAAGUUUUGCAUUUAAAGUUUUAAGCAGAGUGUGGAAAUUGUUGCUGUCUUCCCUGUACAAGAAUUUGCCUACUAUCCCCUCUCUCCCUUUUCACUUGACUCCAACAUCAUCUUGUUUAUUUUUGUUUGUUCACAGAUCUAGUGACUUCACACUGUUGAUUACUGCAUGCUACUUUCCUCCUUCCUCUUUACUUUUUCCUUAAAGAAAUUGCUCCGGUGGCAUUGGUGAACUACUGUGAUUCCAGAAUUCCUGCUAUCAAUGUUUAGUAUGUUUGAGAUGUUCUUUUCCUGUUUUGUUUAGGAUGAAAUGUCAAUACUUGGUACAGCUGAUGGGAUGGUUAAAAACAGAGGCCUGCCCAAUUCCUAUAGUGGUUGCUCAGUUUUUACUUUGGAUGUGAAGAAAAGUCAGUGUUAAAGGCUGUAGGAAACUGCAUUAAGUUUUCCUGAUAAAUUUAAGAGUUAGCUAAGGUGCUUUUGUUAUUGUGAAUGCUCUACAAAGUUACUGCAAUAAUGGGGUAUGAAUUGUAAAUUAGAGUGAAUCAACGUACUGACAGGGCUUCUGGCCUUGUAUAUUUUUUGUGUCAUUGGAUGCAGUAUGUCGCACGUGAAUGAUCUUUCAUUUAAGCAAUAAUAUCCUAGAUAUUGUGAGAUCUUAAAGCAGUGGCAUUAAAAUAAUCGUGAAGUGUGGUGGCUUCCCACACAGUAUCUCAGAAAUGCUUCACAUCGGUUAUAUAAUACUGCUCAUCCAGUGUGCUUGCUGGGGAUGCAGAAAACCAUCUAUACCUGGAUAUCUGGAGGCCUUCCAAAAUAUAACCAGGAACUAAAAUUAUCAUAAAAUAAAGAUGAAUACAUCUGAAACAAUAACUAACUAUGACACGAAUCGUAAGAAUUUCUGGGUAAAAUCCUAGCUUCACUGAAGUCAGUGCAAGUUUUGCUCUUGCCUGCAGUAAGAUUUUACCUUUUUGAUUUAUUGAACACUUAAGCUGGAGACCAUAGCAGCCAUGGCAGGCUUCUCAGAUUUUUGACAUAAAUCUGUAGCCAAAUUCAAGCAAAAAAUGAAAAAGCAUUUGUUGUCACUAAACCCAAGUUUCCACGUGUCUUCUCAGUAUUAAGGAGAAGGACAGAUGUCUGGCACUCCUUUCUUCUGCUGAUUUAUUAAAUGCUUGUAUGGAAGUUAACUGUUGUAUCUAAUACAGCCACACUCUGCCUGUCUGAGAACCAGUCUGUAUGCCAGUGCAGAGAGAUGUUAAUAAUUCCGCUGAUUUCAACUGAAAGCAACUUGUGGGAGUUUUUAGCACUUUCUGCAGAUAGGAGAUGACUUGGUAAAUCAAAUUUCUCUUUUUCCUCAUUAAGUCAGGCUAAUGUAUCUGUGUUUCUUGAGGUGCACCAUAUUAAACAGUGACUACUACUUGAAAAAGAAAAGCAAAUAAACAAAACGCCACCGCAACACACACAAAACUAGUGAAAUAUUUCCUGUUUACAGACAACUCUUUGGAAUAAAAAAGUCAAUUAGGAUAGGAAUGGGAAAGGCAAAGUGUAGUUGUCGAAGCAGAGGGUGCUCUGAGUUGAUUCCACAUUGAAUCACUUCACAACGAAAAGCCUUUUAGGUUCAGUAGAGAAAGAAAGAGAUGUUUUGUAGCUACUUUACGCUGAGGGAGGAAGAUACUUAAGUACCCAGCGCUUUCUGUAGAAGUUACAAUAACAAGAAAUUUGGCAUUUCUGUUUUCCCCAAGGUUGUCUGUUUUGGAUCACUCUCUCUUUCUGCAGCACUGGGAUAGCGUUGCCCGUUCCAAGCCCUGGGUCGGGUGCCGGGCUGGUGCCAUUUCACACCCCUCUGCCUUCGCAGUGACCAGAACGGCCUCUGGUGCGAGUUCCUUGCCUCACAGUGCCGCCGCCUCCUGCAUAGGCUGCAGAAUUCUUUUAAAUAGAUGUUUGCAAUCUGAAUAAAAACACUAAGGAAAGGGAUAACUUCACUUGAGAGUAGUAGAUAAGUAGAUGUUUACCAGUACUUAGCUUCCACCAGCAAAGAAUGAUGUAGUGAGACAGGAAGCUUGCUCUAGGAGCUACAGAACUUCACUGAGGGGAAAUUGCACCGUGGCUCUUAACAGGUUAGUUUGCCACUUGCCUUCUCACGUGAGUGAAUCAAACCAGUAAUACUGUUUCUUGUUCCGUACGCAACACACGGUGCUGUACAUGUCAUUCAUUUACAAAUGGAGGGAAAGGCAAACUGUGGUUUUGGAUCAGGAAUUUUAUGGCACAGAUCUCUUGUAAAAUAAAAACGAAGGUAAAAAAAUUUUUCUCUUCCUCUGAAGAAAAUUUCUGCUCAUCUUGACUGUUAAAAUAGAGAACAUACAUGAUUAAACUGAAUUUUGGUUUAAACUUGCCACUGCACAGGAGCAGUUCUGGCUCCUGUGUUUCUUAAUAAAAUGCUGCUUUGCUUUAUUCGUCUUUAAGUAUUUCACAUAGUGCAAUUCUGAAAACAUACUAUCUUAAAAUUGUGCUUAUAUGCAGUAUUUGUUCCCUCACUGGUUUUGACUUUUUUCUUUCUUUCGUUAACGUGGGAGGCAAAGGGAAGCAAAAUUGCUGAAAGCUAACUGAUUAAUAUCUAUGGAAGGAGUACAAGUUGUUAUAAAAUUGACAUAAUCAGUUAUUUAUAGUUCAGAUGUUUUAUAGCCAACUACACUUUUCUUUGUAAUUUUUCCAUACGCAUUCUAGAAUCCUAAUCUUAAAAGCAAACCAAAAAGUCUUUCCAGAACUGCUUAGUAUCUUAGCAAAUAUUAGAGUAGCUCAAGCUGACAGCAAAUUUAAUUGUUUCGGGAAACUCUCCAUUUUGGCAGUAAUAGGUUUACAUUUGGGCUGAAUGAUCUUAAAGGUCUUUCCAACCUAAAUGAUUCUAUGACUUCAGUGAAACCAAAAUUUCCCUCGAUAGUUUUGUAACUGCGCUGCAAUGUCAAGUCAGUCACUUCAAAUGAAUUCUUGGCACUAAUGAGGAUUUCAUCACUUCUUUCAAAAUUACGUGAAAUAAGGGAAAUAGAAUUUUUUUUUUUCUUCCACAAUAGUUUUAUAAAGGCAGAUUGUGAAAUAGAGAAUAUUUGGAAAUAGACACAAGGAUGCUUUCCCGUUCGGUUUCGCUUUUAAACGCAAGUGAAGCAGGGAAAUCUUUCCAGAAUUGCUGUGCUGGUUUAGGAUUGGGUCACGCCGUUCCCGGCACGGGAGCUCCCACUGUUCAGUAUUAAUACGCGUUCUGUGCGAGAUUGGGCUAUUUACGUGCGAGUGUUAAUACAGGUGUGUUUGCUGCAUCCAGGCGUUCCGUUUAGCCUUGCUGCAGCUGUGGGCGUUCCGAGCUGCAAGCGAUCGUGUCCGCUGCACCUGCAGGUAGCGCGAGGCUUUGGUUCCCAUGAGGGCCGUACGCAGGCGGUGCAGAAGGGGGGGUUGGUGGAUUACCUUGGGAAUAAUGUGAAUAUUUGUUACUGUUACGUAAAGUGUAGAACGAGGAAAAUGUGUUUGCUUCACGAGUAUCAUUCAGUUGGUAUUCAGGAUAUGAUUUUGUAACUGGUGAUUAUAAGAACUCGGAAAAAUGCAAUGUAACCAAAUGAUCAGUAUGUAAAUGUGUGCAGGACAUGGGGGAAGUAGUUCUGAGGCACAGCUGGAGAGUUACAAUUUUAAAGUUGAGUCUUAAAUUGUGUAUAUACUUGCAACAUCUUUGCUAGUGCGUUUUAAUUAAUUUUGCAUUUCAUGUUCUUGUAAAGUGCAUCUUCACUUCUAAAGAUUGUCUACUUGUACAAUAUUGUAUUAAGUCUUUUUUUAGGACUUCCAUUAUUGCUGGAGCUUCCAACAUACAUGUUGCUUCUGGAAAAUGUUCCUACUGUUAUUUUUUUUUGUAAAUAGUUUUUGUAUUAAAUUUGCAUGGAUAAAACCCACAUUUCCAAAACCAGUGUACAUACUCAGUGUAUAAAAUACAAACUGUUUCAUAACUUUCAUGUAGUCAAGUUAUUCAAUUUGAUUUCGCUUCAGCUUUUAUAUAGUCGUAGUAAAUAAUAAGAAUUUGUUGUAUGUUCUUUCAAACAUCUGUGUUGCCAUUUUGAUAGAUAAGUGACCUGCCUCAUUACAUAUCAGGAAAUACGUUCUUUUAUAGUGACAAACAAGAGAAAUGUUAAGUCCUAUUCCAGGGAAAUAUAAGACACUUUUACAUAGGAAUUAUGUUAGGACUUUGGUUUUGACCAACAGGGAUGUCAGUGGUGAGACUGUGAAGAUAAAGUUGCCUUCACUUGUAGCAGGGUCUUUCUACAUUUACACGCUUCCCUGUCUUAUACAACGUGAAAACUACCCAAUGUCUUAUAUAUUUGGAAGAACAUAGUUUUUGGAGUCUCGCUAAUAAGCUUAAUUCAGUAUGGAAACUUGUAGUGACAGAGGCGAUGUGCUUCCCUUCUGCUCCCUGGGUUGGAUCUGGCAAUAGCACAGAUCACUUUUUGGGGGGGUUGCAGUCGUUCUUUGCUAGAUCCAGCAUUAGGGAAGCAGAACUGCCAGUUUUGGGGCCUGUAGUGAGGUUAUUCAAAUGUAGGCUAAAAUAGAAUUCUGUACGACAAUUUGGUUCUACUCUAAUUUCUUUCUGUAUUUAAAGAUCUGCACAAUUUUAUUACUAGACCUGAAUAUUGGAAGUAAAUAUUAUUUUUUGAGAUGAUUUUCCCUGUGAGACUUCAUUCUGCACCUGCGUGUACCCAGCUGUUCUUUAUUUCCUGAUGAAGCACAAUUUGGGACUAGAAAGCAGAAAUUGAGGAACAGCAUUAUGAAGGAAGUGAACACCAUCCCUUGGCAAAGGCAUCUAAACAGUUGGAACUUUUUUUGCAGUUAUUGAUGAGAGGUUUGUGGUUGAAAUGUUCUGUGAGUCUGCUGUUCAGUUUCCAGCUAUAAAGAAAACUUUCCUCUUACUAAAAAGGCCUUUUGGGUCUCCGAGGGGAAGGGCACCAUGUGCAGGGGUCUCUGUUCCAGGCUGGACUCUGAACCAUGAGAUUCCUGGCUGCCCUUGAUCAUCUUCAUGGGGAAGGUCACUGUUGAAUAAGGAAAGUGUUGUAAGCAAAAAAAAAAAAAAUAAAAAUAAAAAUCUGUGAUUUCCACAUGAGAUAUAUUGAGAAUAAUGUGAAAUUCAUGAGGCUUUGCAGUGUAAUUUUUUUUGUAUCUGAGCUUGGUAUAUUUGACCACGGUAUCACAAACCUGCUCCUCUAGAUGAUCAGCUGUAGAUAAAAGGACUCGGGACAUGGACUUUUUUCGUGGAGUUAAGAGGUGGUACAAGUUUUGUAAAUAGCAGGUUACAGCUAUAAACAAAAUGUAGGUAGUUUACAGCACCUGCCCUGGUAAAGGGGUCUGCUGCUGGCAGGCUGCAUUGAUUCCAGCAGGAUUUGAGAACUAAUGGCACUAAAUACACUUUAUAGCUCUGUAUUGCAGUGCUGCUUCCACCCAGUGACCCUUCAGGAGUAGUUCUUAGGUCCCUAUAGACCUUGCUGACUGCAGCACAUCUCACACUGAGCUUAUUCAGCUUCUGUUUCCUAAAACAAAGAUGGUGAACUACUGCGAAAUGGAGCAUUUUUUUGUUUUGUGUUCAAGCUUGAAAUCUGCAUCUCCACUGUCAGGCACCUGGGCUGUGUGUUCUCACGCCGUGUCUGCUUUUGCAGUCUCUCUCCAGCGUCCUGCUUACAGACCAGUGGGACAUCGGCUGCUGGUUUGCACCAGUGGUUAACAUUCAUUGUUAUGACUGUAGCCUUUUAAUUUUCCUCUCUGAUUAAGGCACGUCUGCACCAGUGAUGGAUAUGGCUACAGUGCCCCAGGCUGGCAUUGCUGUUCUGAUACUCUUAGUUUGUGGAAAACGAAUAAGAGUUUAAAAAAACCAGCAACAAACAAAACAUUUCAGUUUCUCAUCCGUGGUUUCACAGAAUUCUGGUUCUGUGUUCAAGCACAUUAACUAGUUGCUCCGAGUGGCUACAACUAUCACUCAGAUGGCUGUUGGAACCCUUCCAAGAAUAUUCUUUAAAAGGUUCGAAGUUUAAGGUUGCAACGACUUUAGCAGAUUAUACAGAUUUGCAAAAUGUGUAUGUAAUUAUUUGUGGUUUUAAUUAUUUAGGCCUCAUUAAUGGAAAUCUCAUGCUAAUCCUAUUCUGAUUCUAUAGCCAAAGAGUAGAUUAUAAGAUGAAUAUCUAGUUUUCGCAGCUAUAACACACUGCCUUCAGAACUGAACGAGGCAUAACGGCACAAUAGUUCAUAGGUACUCGUAAAGGGCAAUAUAAGAAAAAUUAGAACAUGUAAACUUUUCUGAAAUUCACAGGUGAUUGUUAAAGGUUUGACUUUGUAUCAUCUUGACAUAGUUUUCAUUAUAGUGGGGAAGUGGAACAACUAGACUGUAUGUGGAACUUCUGUAGGGUUUUUUAGCUAACAUUUAGAUGUGACAAACUUACUGGAAUACUUGUAUUUUUCAGCAACUCAAUAAACAUCUAUCUUUGGAGUAUUAUAA